CGCUGACACACACACACACACACACACAUUUCAAGUGAUCAUGCAGGAGGGAGCUGCCUGUUUAAAGCUUGCUAUGGUUGCAGACUGAUGUCUCGGACUAUGACGAACGGCAACUCCCCCACAUUUCAACCGUGACCUCAAGGAUUUGCAGAGAACUAGUGAGUGAGGGGAGAGAAAGAAAGACAGAAAACAGUAGAAGGAGGUGGGUUUAAGGACUUCUGGUUCAAGUCAGGCAGUGGGGGGCUCUUUUAGUGGAGAGACAGUCUUGGUAUGUCUCAGUAAAGCAACUGACAAGUCGGCUCCAAACUGCUUUUUACAUCUGUACUCUUCUGAAGGAAAAGUGAAGUGGCUGAAGGGAAAACCAUAUCUACUGCCUACACAGAGAAGCCAGCUGCACACACAGAAGACCAACCAGUGCAAUAGGAAACGCACUGAAGAAGGACAAGGAGCAACGGGAUCCAAGAGUCAAGCUGCAGCCAGUCGGAGCCACGGGAAUGGACCUAGGUGACAGUUGGAUUAACCCCCGCGUACCCGCAGUGCUUUCUGAGGAGGAGGGCUGAGGAUCUGCUGCGAUGGCAACCAACCCCUGAAUGAGGAUGAAUGGAGAUGUUCUUUAGCUAAGCCUCAAGACAAGACUCUUGCCGAUUGUGUGAGCUGGGACAACACUCGCUGACAGCUGGAGCAGGAGGAGGAGGUGGUGGCGGCGGAGGAGGAGGAGGAGGAGGAGAGGACUGCUGGUGCUUCUGCCCCAGAGGAGAGGCAAGAAAGCGGGCAGGACAGCGCGGAGGAUCAGGAGGGACCCGAGGGAGGGGGAGAGGUGGCGGGCGUCGGGCGGCGCAUGGCCGUUCAGAGGCUGGUGGCGGCAGCCGUGGCGGUAGCCCUGCUAUCCCUGGUGCUAAAUAAUGUGGCAGCCUUCACCCCCAGCUGGGUGCUGCAGGCCCUGGAGGACGGACGCAAGCGCAGUGUGGGACUCUGGAGGAUGUGCCCGACCGGAGGGGAGAGGGGCCGCGAGGAUCUGCAGCCUGCCGCCAGGAGAAGCCAGCGGAGGCAGUGCGAAGGCCUGGGAUGGGGCUCCGACUACUCAGGCUACCAGGAGUCCCGCAGCACGGUCAAAUUGCAGUUUGACAUGAUGCGAGCAUGCAACCUGAUGGCGACGGUGGCCCUGACUGUCGGCCAGCUGAUCUUCCUCCUGGGCCUGAUGGAGCUGCCCUUCAUCACACAGGAAUCCCAGUGGUGGGAGGAGGCCAUUGCUGCACUCUUCCAGCUAGCCAGUUUUGUGCUGGUGAUUGGACUCGUGACCUUCUACAGGAUCGGGCCGUACACACACCUGUCGUACUCCUGCUACCUGGACAUAGCCGCUUGCCUGCUGGCCACGUUGGCUGCGGCCAUGCUCAUCUGGAACAUUUUACAUCGCCGCGAUGACUGCCUCGCUCCUCGAGUUAUAAUCAUCAGUCGCUCACUGGCCUCACCUUUCCACCCGCGCCUAGACAAUGACUACGUGGAGUCGCCUUGUUGAAAAAAUAAGAGGAUAUAGACUACACCGACUAGACUGUGCUCACGUUUCACUACAGCUAGGAGACUCCAAUGUCACUCUCAAGAGAAAAGGACUUUCCUGUGAUUCGGCAACAGCUGGACUAACUUUUACCUGCACAUUUUAAGCUCUAUAUUUCAUAACUAUCAGACUUUUUUGCUGCUUGGUGCACGAAAUUCAUAGAUAUAACCCAAAGAUUGCCCUAAAACUUCCAGACAUAUUCAAAAUGGUCUGUUGUUUCAUUUAUUCGUGCUUGGGUGAGCUAAUUUGCAGCUAAAUAUGGAAUUUGGAUAAGGACGGUGUUAUAUGAAACAUCCUGCUUAUGAACAGAUCAAGCUGGAACUUGACCUGUUGCGUUAUGUGUGCACUUAAAUGGCUUCAAGCAUAGUUAUUAAUUGGAAAGUAUGAAAUAUAUUAGAAAUGCAAUAACAGAAUACCUCAUAAUUGCUUUCAUCCAUUUUAGACUUAUUUUACUAUUAAUUAUAUAUGUUGCAAGUAGGUUAAGUAACAAGGUAAAAGCCAGAAGAGUCUACACCAUUUUAAAACAGCCAAUGAGAGGUGAUGAACACAGAUCUGACUCUUCCUUAAUGUCAUUAACACAUCAAAUCAAUAAAUACAAAAUUAAAUAAAUAGAUAUAUGACCUGCCAAUGAAUGUAUUUGAAUUGGAUUGUUAAAGCAGUAUUUCUUUUAUUAAUGUUAUUAAUGGUAUGUUUGGGCAAUGCAUUUCGAAAUGACAAAAGGAUUCAAAUACAAUUUUCAUUUCCAUACGAAACUCUGCUUGCUUGUGGUACAUAUUGUGUAAUUAAAUUAAUAUAAUAUAGCUGUAUAAUGAAA
Messenger RNA from Trematomus bernacchii (emerald rockcod), 2366 nucleotides. RefSeq names its product transmembrane protein 204 (gene tmem204). The record is from RefSeq and is a predicted model, not a curated record. Lineage: Eukaryota; Metazoa; Chordata; Actinopteri; Perciformes; Nototheniidae. The transcript has 3 exons. Bases 839 to 1516 code for a protein of 225 amino acids.